Molecule: messenger RNA, 750 nt
Organism: Exophiala dermatitidis NIH/UT8656
Lineage: Eukaryota; Fungi; Ascomycota; Eurotiomycetes; Chaetothyriales; Herpotrichiellaceae
Product: vesicle-associated membrane protein 7
Exons: 2
Coding region: 1-750 (249 amino acids)
Biological process (GO): vesicle-mediated transport
Cellular component (GO): membrane
Source: RefSeq, a predicted model, not a curated record
AUGGCCUCGAACUCGGGGCAUUCGAACCAACUCUUAUAUGCAUGCAUUGCGCAUGGAACCACCAUCUUGACCGAGCACACAUCCCCCGGCACUUCAUCAACCUCCGCCUCUUCGCUCGCCUCAGUCAUCCUUCCUAAGAUUUCACAUGCGGCGCCUGCGAAGCUUACAUAUACGCACGAACGCCUCUUUGUGCACUAUAUAGCCGACUCACCGUCCUCGACGUCCAACAGCCCCGACGAGCAACUCUCCAGUCAUGCCGCCCUCACGUAUUUGGUUGUUGCGCAAACCGAGAUGGGCAGACGGAUACCGUUUGCCUUUCUGCUGGACCUGAAGAAGAAGUUUCUGGCGCAAUACAAGCCGGAAUCUACCGAUUUCUCUUCUCUGCCGCCUUAUGGCACUGCAGCGUUCAACUCUACCCUAAAGGCGAUGUUACAGCAAUACAAUACGGCGCCGCCCAGCGAUGCAUUGACCAAUGCUAAGAAAGAGAUCGACAGCGUAAGGAACAUCAUGACCGAGAAUAUUGAACGAGUUCUGGAAAGAGGAGAGCGCAUUGAUUUACUGGUGGACAAGACUGACAGGUUGGGUGGGAGCGCGCGAGACUUCCGGGUUCGCAGUAGGGGGCUAAGAAGGCAGAUGUGGUGGAAGAAUGUCCGGGUGAUGGUGCUGUUGGUGGUGGUGAUCAUUUUCUUGAUCUACCUUUUCGUUGGCUUUGGUUGCGGCCUUCCGGCAUGGAGCAGGUGCGUUGGCUGA